UUUGCUUCCGGAAGUGACGCACGACCUCCCCAACUCAACCUCCCCCUCCUCUCCGGCGGUAUCUGACUGCGGCAGCUGUGGAGCCGGGCGGGGUUGGCGGCGGCGGCGGCGGCGGCGGCAGCGGUGGGGGAGGGGAAAGGAGGAGAGGCGGAAUAUGGCGGACGGCGUGGACCACAUAGAUAUCUACGCCGAUGUAGGAGAGGAAUUUAACCAGGAGGCUGAAUAUGGUGGACAUGAUCAAAUAGAUUUGUAUGACGACGUCAUCUCGCCAUCUGCCAAUAACGGCGAUGCACCAGAGGAUCGUGAUUAUAUGGACUCUCUUCCACCAUCUGUCGGAGAUGAUGUAGGCAAAGGAUCAGCACCAAAUGUUGUCUACACAUAUACGGGAAAGAGAAUUGCAUUAUAUAUUGGAAAUCUUACAUGGUGGACCACAGAUGAAGAUUUAACUGAGGCUGUUCAUUCACUUGGUGUAAAUGAUAUUUUGGAGAUAAAAUUUUUUGAAAAUCGAGCUAAUGGCCAGUCUAAAGGAUUUGCUCUUGUAGGUGUGGGAUCUGAAGCAUCUUCUAAAAAACUGAUGGAUCUCUUACCUAAAAGAGAAUUGCAUGGGCAAAAUCCUGUUGUAACACCAUGUAAUAAACAGUUCUUAAGUCAAUUUGAGUUGCAGUCAAGAAAAACUACACAGUCUGGGCAGAUGUCUGGUGAAGGAAAAGCUGGUCCUCCAGGAGGAAGUUCACGGGCAACAUUUCCACCAAGUAACAGAGGGAGAGGUCGUUUUCCAGGUGCCCUUCCUGGAGGUGACAGGUUUCCUGGUCCAGCCGGGCCAGGAGGACCUCCUCCACCUUUUCCAGCUGGACAGACUCCUCCGCGUCCACCACUAGGUCCUCCUGGCCCACCAGGUCCACCGGGUCCUCCUCCACCUGGCCAGGUUCUACCUCCUCCAUUAACUGGUCCUCCUAAUCGUGGUGACCGCCCCCCUCCUCCAGUUCUGUUUCCAGGACAGCCCUUUGGUCAACCUCCAUUGGGUCCACUUCCCCCUGGUCCUCCGCCUCCAGUUCCAGGCUAUGGUCCUCCACCAGGUCCUCCACCCCCACAACAGGGUCCUCCUCCUCCUCCAGGUCCUUUCCCCCCUCGUCCACCUGGUCCGUUAGGACCACCCCUGACACUGGCUCCUCCUCCACACUUACCUGGCCCACCACCAGGUGCUCCCCCACCAGCCCCACACGUGAAUCCAGCAUUCUUCCCCCCACCAGCCAACAGUGGCAUACCUACAUCAGACAGCCGUGGUCCACCACCUUCAGACCCCUAUGGACGACCUCCACCGUAUGACAGAGGUGAUUAUGGGCCACCAGGCAGGCGUAUCACUGGAAAUAACAUGUCCAUAAGAGAACAAUUACAUAUGCCAUUGUAUUGGAGACAAACGAAAAAUAAUACUCAAAACGCAGGGAGAGAAAUAGAUGCUGCAAGGACACCUUUAAGUGAAGCAGAAUUUGAAGAAAUCAUGAACAGAAAUAGAGCUAUUUCUAGCAGUGCCAUUUCAAGAGCUGUAUCAGAUGCUAGUGCUGCGGAGUAUGGAAGUGCUAUAGAAACCUUGGUGACUGCAAUUUCAUUAAUUAAGCAAUCCAAAGUAUCUGCAGAUGAUCGUUGCAAAGUACUUAUUAGCUCUCUGCAAGAUUGCCUCCAUGGAAUUGAGUCAAAAUCUUAUGGUUCAGGGUCAAGAAGACGUGAGCGAUCAAGGGAGAGAGACCACAGCAGGUCGAGAGAGAAGAGCCGGCGCCACAAAUCUCGUAGCAGAGAUCGCCAUGACGAUUAUUACCGGGAAAGAAGCCGUGAACGUGAGAGACAUCGUGACCGCGAUAGAGACCGUGACAGAGAACGUGACAGAGAACGAGAGUAUCGCCAUCGUUAAAAGCUGAAGGAAGAGGAACACCUCAUCAGACAAGAAAUGUAACUUCAUGGAGGCUUGUCCAGCAGUUUGCUUCUUGUGAUGGAACAGAGUCAUGGAUAAAAUGAACAGGAAUAGAUCUGAAUAAGGCAAAUCUGCAUACAUGGUAACCAGUAGCUCUCUUAACCUUUUUAUGUUGCUUAGCUGUUUUAUUUGAAGGAACCUGUGUGAUUUAAAACGUAUAGCAUUUUGCAACUUUAUUACUGGUUAUAUACAUUUGACAAUUAAAAUGUGCAAACAAUUGGAAGAAAAGUCAAGUGAAUGCUUGUUUUUAUAGUAGUUGGUUCUUGUUUAAAUGUUGAAAUGAUAAUGUCUGUAAAAAGCACCAAUUUGAUUACAAUAGAUGUAGUGUUGUAAUAAACUGUUUAAUGGGGCUGAUGUGUAAAGCUGUUCAAGUUAUUUGAUGUGUUUACACCUCAGGGAGCGUCUUGUGUUCAGCAAUAUAUAAUGCUGUUUAAAAUGUCUAACAAAACAUUGCAUAUUUUUUGCACAUGCAUCAACUUGUUAUGUUUAGUGAAUGAAUAGCGGUUCUGUCCAACAUUUGAUGUUAUUAGAAAAGUGGUUACAUCAUUAAUUUGUAGCUUUAUGUAGAGAUUACGUGUGAAUUUGCUGAAAGGCAUGUAAAACUGUAAAAACUGUAGACUAAUAUUCUGUGAUACCAAUUGACUGAACUUUCUUUUGAGCAAUGGAAGUCUGAAUUCUGAUAAACAGACAGUUGUCCGUUG
This is a messenger RNA of Pogona vitticeps (central bearded dragon), 2667 nucleotides long. RefSeq names its product cleavage and polyadenylation specific factor 6 (gene CPSF6). Gene Ontology annotation, molecular function: RNA binding. Lineage: Eukaryota; Metazoa; Chordata; Lepidosauria; Squamata; Agamidae. The record is from RefSeq and is a predicted model, not a curated record.